Molecule: messenger RNA, 1050 nt
Organism: Daucus carota subsp. sativus
Lineage: Eukaryota; Viridiplantae; Streptophyta; Magnoliopsida; Apiales; Apiaceae
Product: heat stress transcription factor B-2b
Exons: 2
Coding region: 1-909 (302 amino acids)
Biological process (GO): regulation of transcription by RNA polymerase II
Cellular component (GO): nucleus
Molecular function (GO): RNA polymerase II cis-regulatory region sequence-specific DNA binding; DNA-binding transcription factor activity
Source: RefSeq, a predicted model, not a curated record
AUGGCUCCGCCAGAGCGUAGUGGCGGAGAAUCCACGGUGGCCGAGGCGGCCAGGUCUCUUCCGACGCCGUUUCUGAAUAAGACGUACCAGCUUGUUGACGAUGGGGCAAUCGAUGAUAUCAUCUCGUGGAACGAAGACGGAUCUACCUUUGUUGUGUGGAAUCCCAGUGAAUUUGCGCGAGAUUUGCUUCCCAGAUAUUUUAAGCAUAAUAAUUUCUCCAGUUUUGUUCGUCAACUUAACACCUAUGGAUUCCGCAAAGUAGUACCUGAUCGAUGGGAAUUUUCGAACGAGUACUUUCGCAGAGGAGAAAAGCAUCUUUUAAGCGACAUUCAGCGUCGGAAACUCGCGAAUCUAACAGUUUCAGCAUCUCCACCAGCUGCUCCUGCUCCAGUAGUAACAAUCGCAGCUCCUCCAAUUCUCCCAAUCUGGACCACCGCUGCCGAUUCCGGCGAUGAACAAGCGAUUUCCUCGAAUUCAUCUCCGGCAAUCAUUCCUCGCGACUCUAAUUGUUCGAGCUCUGAGCUUAUCGGAGAGAACGAGAAGCUCAAGCGCGAGAAUUUACAGCUCAACAAUGAAUUAAGCCAGAUGAAGAAGCUAUGCAACAAUAUUUACGUAAUGAUGUCCGGUUACAGUAACAAUAAUCAAGCUGAGAGCAGCUGUAAGCCGCUCGAUCUGAUGCCGUUGAAGCGGUUAUGCGAUGAUCGUACGGCUGAGAAUGGGAGGAACGAGGUGGAGGAGGAACGGCUGAGAUUGUUCGGUGUUCCGAUUGGAAAUAAACGUGUGAAGGAGAAUGAAGAGAUGGUGAAAUGUGAGCCGUUGGAUGAGGAUAAUAGUGGUGAAGGUGUUGAUAAUCAAGAUAAGCGGUGGGUUGGGCCGUGUCAAAACAGGCGUAUUUCAUUUGAUGAUUAGAAUAGAAUAGAAGUAGUUCCCAUUAGACACAAACAAAGUGUUGGCGCACGUGGUGAAUGAGCCUCGUGCGAAGCUAUGGAAGCUUCUGUAACUUUUGUAUUACUCCUACUUCUGUGUUAUGCAUUUAAUAUUUUGAGAUCC